UUGACAUUAGCAAAAAAACUAAAACAAUUGACUAUCAGCUGCUUAAAGGUUUUGGAGAGAAGGCAAUUUUGAUAAUUGAACCGAGGAAAAUUUAAAAUGGCUCAAGUUUUGAAACAGCUAGCUCAAGAGGAGGCAAUAGCUAGGGAGCCAUGGCCAGAUGAUUCAUUACUCUAUCAACCUUUUGAUGCAGAACAAAUUCUUUUAGCUGAGCAAGCCAGUUGUUUAGCCGUAAAAGCUUAUUUAAAAAUGUGCAAAUUACCAUUUAAUGUGCGGUCUAGCGCAAAUGCGGAAUUUAUGUCUCCAGGUGGUAGAAUGACGAAAUUACCAUUUAUCAAAGCAGGAGAAUUUGUGAUAGCCGAAUUCGAACCUAUUGUGAGUUUCAUUGAAACUAAGGGAACAAAGCUUACAAAUCAUUUAGAUGAAGAUGAAAAAGAUGAUUUGAGAGCAUACUUAUCUUUAGUUGAAAACAUUUUUACAAACGCAGAAUUAUAUUUAACUUUUAUGGAUGAUGAAAAUUAUCAUCAAGUAACUAGCAUGCGAUACGGUAGUGUUUAUCCUUGGCCAUUAAAAGCAUAUCAGAACGGAAUAAAACGGAGAACUGUUAUCAAACAGUUAAAUGUGUAUCAAUGGAAGGACAUGACAUUAAAAGAAGUUGUAGAUAAAGUUGAAAAGUGUUGUGAAGCACUUACCGAACGGUUAGGCGAUAGAAAAUACUUUAAUGGCGAUUUACCUACCGAACUUGACGCAAUUACUUUUGGUCAUAUAUUUACAAUAUUGACAACAAAAUUACCAAACAAUAUUCUUGCGGAAACUGUUAACCGAUUUGAUAAGUUGGUUAACUUUUGCGCCAAUAUUGAUAAAGAGUUCUUCAGAAUUUCUUCGUAAACUAUUGUUAUAAAGCAAUUACAGCAGUCUCAUUGUUUUAUUUAGUUGUACCUAUUUAAUAAAAAUACAUAAUGCAUUUAUGUAAAAAUA
Molecule: messenger RNA, 975 nt
Organism: Condylostylus longicornis
Lineage: Eukaryota; Metazoa; Arthropoda; Insecta; Diptera; Dolichopodidae
Product: metaxin-2
Exons: 2
Coding region: 97-885 (262 amino acids)
Biological process (GO): mitochondrion organization
Cellular component (GO): SAM complex
Source: RefSeq, a predicted model, not a curated record